UUGUUGCCCUAACAUCUGCUUGGAGAUAAGCUUUGCCCUGCAGUUGCGCAAAGCACCCUGGGUAAACCAGGCCACGUCGCAGAAUCCAACAUGGACGCCAGUUUUCCGGAACCGUCUCUGUACACCAUUAAGGCAGUUGCCAUCCUGGACAAUGAUGGCGAAAGGAUAAUUGCAAAGUACUUCGAUGACACAUUCCCAACGUCUAAGGAACAACGAGCAUUUGAGAAGAACCUCUUCAACAAAACACACCGGGCAAAUGCUGAAAUCAUCAUGUUGGAAGGCAUCACAUGUGUCUACCGAAGUAAUGUGGAUCUUUUCUUCUACGUCAUGGGCAGUUCUAAUGAGAAUGAGUUGAUCCUUGCCAGUGUGUUGAACUGUCUGUAUGACUCCGUCUCACAAAUGCUCAGGAAAAACGUGGAAAAGCGAGCCUUGAUGGACAAUCUGGAUGGAGUGUUCCUGGCUGUGGAUGAAAUAGUUGAUGGAGGGAUCAUAUUGGAAGCAGACCCCAAUGCUGUUGUGCAAAGAGUAGCCCUUCGAACUGAAGACGUUCCCUUGACAGAGCAGACAGUGGCACAGUUGGCUGAAGACCUACCGGUUUCCAUGUUGCAGGUUCUACAGUCCGCCAAGGAGCAGAUCAAGUGGUCACUGCUCAAGUAGACGACAAAACAACAACAAAAACAACAACAAGUUUCAGAUAUUGGUCAUGUAUACAGUGGCAAGCAGUAUAGUUAAUAAUAGUCCCUCCAACACCAUGUGGUUUUAGGAGCAGUACCCAUUUCUGUUUCUAUAGGCAUGAUACACCAAAACUGUCAGUUACAGUCAUUUUUUCAUUGUAACAUAUUGUAAUGUUUGAACCUUAAUAUCACAUACUGCAUGUACAUCUUCAUCAAACAUUUUAGAAAUUAUCUUGUUGAACCUAUGUUUAUGAAUAGAUGCUUUUUGAGAGGUGGGAAGGUAUUUUCCAUGUUUCAUUUUCCAAAAGUCAAAGAAUGUGCACGAUAGAUGAUUAAGUGUUUGCAAAGUUGUAACUGGAAAAAAUGAUGGGUUGCUCCUAUAUUAGAUUGGUACCACAUGUACAUGAGAAAUUGAUAUAAAUGUUACAUGUAAUUACUUGAUUGAUGUUUCGUAGAAUGAAGACCUUUUUCAAAUCAUGCACUACUGUAUCUUGGAAAACUGAAGCCAAGUGCAUAAAGCACUAUCACUCAAUAUAUUUUGACUGUAAAUUAGCAAAUCAAAAAAGGCAUCCUUAAACGGCACUAAAAUCUGUGGCCCCAAGAAGCCAACAUUGAUAUACACUCAGUAGACCAGAAGAAAAGAAUACUACAUGUAUUUAGGUGACACUCAAUAAACAAGAGCCGAAAAAUGUAA
Molecule: messenger RNA, 1368 nt
Organism: Branchiostoma belcheri (Belcher's lancelet)
Lineage: Eukaryota; Metazoa; Chordata; Leptocardii; Amphioxiformes; Branchiostomatidae
Product: coatomer subunit zeta-1-like
Exons: 9
Coding region: 91-657 (188 amino acids)
Biological process (GO): intracellular protein transport; retrograde vesicle-mediated transport, Golgi to endoplasmic reticulum; intra-Golgi vesicle-mediated transport
Cellular component (GO): COPI vesicle coat
Source: RefSeq, a predicted model, not a curated record